AGAAAACACGACGCAAAGCUUUAAACACAGAACGUACAACCCCGAUAUAUCCAGAUGGCGGCACUCAUGUCGGCAGCGCAGGUCAAGCCGUCAUGGUUUUCGGCCCAUAACUUGCUCCGCGGCCCUAAGACCGGAAGGGCCUCAGCUGUCCGUGCUGAGAGAAGCGGAGUCAAUCAUCUCACUGUUGCCAGCAUUCGACAACAGAAACCUUCGAUGCAAGCUGUUUACCGCAGGUCUGUUGAGUCCAGGGACUCCAUCCGCAUGGGCAUCCCAAGCAAAGGGCGCAUGGCUGAAGAUACCAUGAACCUCUUGGACGAUUGCCAGCUGAAAGUCAGGAAAAUAAAUCCUAGACAAUACGCUGCCGAAAUACCAAAUGUACCCGGUAUGGAAGUAUGGUUUCAGCGUGCGACAGAUGUUGUCCGUAAACUUUUGUCUGGUGACAUUGAUAUCGGAAUAGUUGGUUAUGACAUGCUUCGUGAAAUAGGCAAUGAAGACGACGAAUUGGUUGUCGUUCAUGACGCUUUGGGUUUCGGCUUCUGCCAUUUGGCGAUCGCUGUACCCAGUAGCUGGGAAGACAUCAAUUCCUUGCCUGAAUUGCUAUCGGACAAGCGCUGGUCCAAAGACCGGCCACUGCGCGUUGUUACAGCAUAUAUGAACCUUGCGGAGCGCUUUUUUGGAGACCUCGGCUUUGAGAAUGUCGAACUAUUCACUGCCGACGGUGCCUUGGAGGCCGCUCCUGCCAUGGGUGCUGCGGACUGUAUUCUUGAUCUUGUUUCCUCAGGAACUACCCUGCGUGAGAAUAAUUUGAAACAGAUCGAGGGCGGUCGUGUUUUAGAUUCUCAAGGUGUGCUCGUUGCAUCCAAGACUGCACUUCUCGAGCGACCAGGCACGUUGGAGAUAGUGCACGAGCUUCUCGAGCGUUUGGAGGCGCAUUUACGCGCAGAGGGCCUUUUCAUGGUGACAGCGAAUGUCCGCGGAGAAACUGCUGAGGAAAUUGCAACUCGUCUUGCAGCAAACGGUGGGCGUCUUCUUCGUGGCCUCCAGGGACCAACCAUAUCACCCAUCUUCACUGCUGGGGAAGAUAAUUUGCCCUCGUCAGAUGGUACUUUUUUUGCAGUUUCGAUAGGUGUUCCCAAAUCACGAAUUUACGAAGCUGUGAAGGAGAUCCGGAAGCAAGGGGGUAGUGGUGUCCUUGUUUUUCCACUGACAUAUGUAUUUGACGAAGAACCCCCGCGCUGGAACGCACUCAUUAACCACCUAGGUCUUGAUUCGCGUGAUUAUCAACAUCUGAAGAUCGGCGGAGGAAUAAGAUAAGAAAGUUUUGUGUUGGCGGGUGAUAUCGUGAAAUGUCUCCAACUUUUUAAUAGCAAUCAAGAAUCUUUUCAUUCUGAUGCUUCACUAUUUUAUAGCUAGGUUUGUAGUUUUUUGACAGGAACAUCAGUCGCUC
Molecule: messenger RNA, 1447 nt
Organism: Micromonas commoda
Lineage: Eukaryota; Viridiplantae; Chlorophyta; Mamiellophyceae; Mamiellales; Mamiellaceae
Gene: HISG
Product: ATP phosphoribosyl transferase chloroplast precursor
Exons: 2
Coding region: 55-1314 (419 amino acids)
Biological process (GO): L-histidine biosynthetic process
Cellular component (GO): cytoplasm
Molecular function (GO): magnesium ion binding; ATP phosphoribosyltransferase activity
Source: RefSeq, a predicted model, not a curated record